Molecule: messenger RNA, 3153 nt
Organism: Bactrocera oleae (olive fruit fly)
Lineage: Eukaryota; Metazoa; Arthropoda; Insecta; Diptera; Tephritidae
Gene: Kr
Product: Kruppel
Biological process (GO): regulation of gene expression
Cellular component (GO): nucleus
Source: RefSeq, a predicted model, not a curated record
AAAAACCUUUACUUUGUAUUUGUUCGGUCUUUGCCAACUCGAGAAAGUUUUGCUCAAUAUUUGAGUAAAUUAUUCGUCGCAAUUUUGAUUCCUGUUGCUGUCAUUGAAUCUCUCAGUUAAUGCGUCAAUGUAUACGUGAAAAUCAACCCUCCUUGUGAGUGGUUGUUUCCUUGUUGAAUUGUUUCCAUUGCACUCUAUUAAAAUUUGUUGCCUUUUCACUAAAUGCUUGUGACUGCUGUUUGGUUACUUAAAGCUGGGCUACGCAACAGAAUCAUAUCAGUUGUGAUUUGGCUCUGGUAGUGAGUGGAGGUGAUGCUCACAUUUUUUUAUAAAAUAGUCUUUGACGAAUUUUUCUACAUAAGAACAUUUGCUGAACUAACUUAUUAGCCAUCAAUUACAUAUAAAGCCCAUACAGUGUUCUAUAUUAUCAAAAAGUUGUACAGAUAAAAAUCUCACUACAAAGUGACAAAUAUUAAAUGCUGCAAAGACAAAUGUGCUAUUUUCGACAUACCACAUAUCGCUGCCUCGAUGUGACAUUACGCAAACCAUAACACUUCGUUAAGAGAACUCGUCCGGUAUGCACCUCUAGUGGACCGAAAGGAAUAUCGAACAAAAAAUUUAAAUAUCCCAGGAAAAUUAUUGAAGUAUAACUUAAAAAAUACCUCAUUAUAUUAAACAAAUAAAAUAAUGUACUAGUUUAAUAGUAACUAGAAACUACCUCAUCUACGAUAAUUUAUGUGAACUAUAUUAACAAAAAAAGAAAAUGAGUGAAAUCUGACUAAGAGACAAAAUAUAUUAAUUCACGUACAAAACUACCUCUAAGUACAAAAAGUGCUCAUCAGAAUAUAAUCAACAAGUUAACAUAGCAACCUCAAAAUAUUAAUUAUUCGGCAAAGAAGAGACAAGUGUUUUAUUAAGUUCAAGUGCGGAAAUUAAACAAAUAUAAUUCAGCAAUUGCUGGGUUAGUAACACCUAUUCAAAGUUAAUCGCUAGUAGACAUAAUGGCAAUAUCGAUGUUUCAGGACGCUCAGACACGAGGCUUAGCAGCGGCACUAGCUAGUAUCAAGCGCGAAGAAGUAGAUGUGCAUAAUGCUCUGUCCAUGUCGCCGCCAAUGUCCGCAAAUACAUCUGCCAACAAUUUGUAUCCCGGACUCCAGCACGCCGCCACUGCAACAGCUUUCGGAAUAUUAUCGCCUUCACAACUGUUAGCUGCAAAUCGCCAAGCUGCUGCCGCACUUAUGGCAUCUCAACUGUUUCCUCAACAUCCUGCAAUAUUUGGACAAAUGUGGUCCAAUGCGGUUCCUCAUAUUCCAUUAAACGCCGGCCAACAUUCGCCACCAACAAGUCCACACUCGCCAGUUACAGCGACGACUCCCUCAAAUGGCGGUAAACACAGCCAAAGUAUAUCACCUCCAUGCUCUGCACAAAGUGAACUAUCUACAAAAAAAACACGCAAAAUCGCGGUCAAGAAAGAUUUGAUUUCUCCUCCAAUGGAAAUGUCAAUGAAUGUUAGCGAUUUGUAUAGUCCUGCCGGUCCAAUCUCACCACCAUCAUCUGGCUCUUCUCCGAACUCAGCACAUGACCCCAAUAACCGUGCCGAUGCUACCAUCGCUAUCUCUGCCACAAAAGAUACCUCCCGUGAUAAGAGCUUUACAUGUAAAAUCUGUUCACGCUCCUUUGGAUACAAGCAUGUCUUGCAAAAUCACGAGCGUACUCAUACAGGUGAAAAGCCUUUCGAAUGCCCUGAAUGUCAUAAGCGAUUCACCCGUGAUCACCAUCUAAAGACUCACAUGCGCCUGCACACGGGUGAGAAACCCUACCAUUGUUCACACUGUGAUCGCCAGUUUGUUCAAGUGGCAAAUCUCCGUCGUCAUCUGCGUGUUCACACCGGCGAGCGGCCUUAUGCUUGCGAAAUUUGCGACGGAAAAUUUAGUGACUCAAACCAGCUUAAAUCGCAUAUGUUGAUACAUAACGGCGAGAAGCCAUUCGAGUGCCAUGAAUGUCGCAUGAAAUUCCGUAGACGCCAUCACUUGUUGAAUCAUAAAUGUGGCCAGACGACAAUUUCCAGCUUACAGUCGCCGCCAACUUCCCCAGAUGCAGCACUAAGCCCCGGUGGCCUCAGUGGUGAUUAUGGGCUAUGUGACCAGAAGUCUGUUAUGGGAUCUAGCUACGGUUCGGAAGAGUCUAUGGAAGUCGGACGUCCCGCCAACAUCUCGGUCUCAUCUUAUGAACUUAUGGAACAUCAUCACAACAGUCAACUCCAUACCACUUCAUCGUCCGUUGGUACUUCGUUAAGUAUAGCCGAAUCUUACGUCGACGAUGAAGAUGAUGAGGAAACUCCCCUCGAUCUCUCCGAAAAUGACAUGAGCAUUGAUGUUGGACGAAAUUGUACCAAGGGAUCUCAAGACCUUUACCACAUUUUUCGCUUGCCAAAUCAAAUCAUGCAAAUGCAUAGUGAAAUUCCCGAGCAAACUGAGCCUGAAGACCUGAGUAUGCAUCGAAACAACAAUUCUUCUUCGAUAACUUCUGCAGCCACCGAUACCCCCUCAUCUGAAACUAUGACAAUGUUGAAUGACGAUACUGAUUUUGAUGACCUGGAUAAUACCACCAUGCACUAUAUGCGACAACAUCAUUUUUCCAAUAUAAAACAAACCACCCUAAUGGAGUAGGAAGAGGUGAUGUCAAGGCAGAAAGAGCAGAAACCAUUUCUUUCAAUAUUGCGGACAAUGGGUGGAAAUCCAUUUUUACAGCUUCCAGCACUACUACGCUCCCUGACGGCAAUGAUGGGAUAUAACGGUGACCACCAGGCACAUACUAACUAUAGUUGAGAAGUAAAAUAAAUCACACCUUGAUACAAAGUACUCACCAAAAUGUUUAGUACUGAAGUAAACGUGAGCAGAGUUGACUUUGUUUUCGUUAGUUAGUACAACUAGGGUUAAUAUAGUAUACAAAGGAAUCUAUAUAAUAAGGACAAAAAUAUUUGAUUUGUAAAUAUGAAUGUGUAGUUAAUUGUUAAAGCGAGCUUGAUGAAUUAAGUGACGCCUCUUGCGCUCAGUUGUCGUCCCGAUCUUCCCUUUUAAACCUAUAUUGUUAAAAAACAGCAAAAUAAAUUAGAAUAUACGAGUAUGGCUAAACUUUAUAAGCCGACCUGAA